Molecule: messenger RNA, 1728 nt
Organism: Papaver somniferum (opium poppy)
Lineage: Eukaryota; Viridiplantae; Streptophyta; Magnoliopsida; Ranunculales; Papaveraceae
Product: methyltetrahydroprotoberberine 14-monooxygenase-like
Exons: 2
Coding region: 49-1614 (521 amino acids)
Biological process (GO): defense response to other organism
Molecular function (GO): monooxygenase activity; heme binding; oxidoreductase activity, acting on paired donors, with incorporation or reduction of molecular oxygen
Source: RefSeq, a predicted model, not a curated record
AGAUAUCGGAUAGCUCUCCUUCUACACCAAGAACCUUUGAGUUACUAAAUGGAACUUCUCGAUCUCCUCCACUUCCAACCAAUUUCUUUAAUAAUAGCACCUCUUUUACUUGGUUCAAUUCUGCUGUAUUGGAAGAAAUAUGGAAGAAUACCCAACAGAAAUCAAAAACAAGAAGCACCAGAGGCACCAGGAGGAAGACUAAUAAUGGGUCACCUUCAUCUUUUCGAUGAAGUGGAUUCGAUGCAUCGAAAACUCGGUUCCAUGGCGGAUGAAUAUGGUCCUGCUUUCACCAUCCGACUCGGUUCUCACAAAACACUAGUUGUAAGUAACUGGGAAUUGGUUAAAGAAUGUUUUACUACAAAUGAUAUAUGCUUCUCAAAUCAUCCGGCUAUUCUAUCUGUUAAGCUCUUGUUUUACGGUGUUGUCUCGGUUGGUUAUGUUCCUUAUGGAGCUUAUUGGAGAGAACUAAGAAAAUUUUCAGCUAUAAAACUUCUUUCGAAUUAUCGUCUUGACACGUUGAAGGAUUUGAGAACUUCUGAAGUCGACUCGAGCUUUAAAUCUUUGUAUAGUCAAUGCGAGGGAAAUGAUUUAAAAUUUUCUUCGGUGAGGUUGGAUAGUUGGUUGGGAGAUUUGGCAUUUAAUGUGAUAGCCAGAAUUGUCAUCGGAAAGAAGAAUUUCGCAACAAAUGGAGCGGAGAGAUAUAAGGCAGCUAUGCAGGAAGCUAUGAGACUAGUGACAGUUUUUGCAUUUGCGGAUGUGUUUCCGGCAUUAAGUUGGUUAGACAAUUUUACAGGUUUAACUAGAGAUUUGAAAAGAUGUGCAUGUGAAAUUGACGAUAUACUUUCCGGUUGGGUGGAAGAGCACCGUUCCAAAAGAAUUAGCGUUAACGAACCAUCAGAACCCGAACAGGAUUUUAUUGAUGCCUGUUUAGAUAAUCUGCAAGAGAUUUCUUCGUUGCCCGGUGUUGAUCCUGAUAUUGUCAUCAAAUCGACUUGUCUGGAUACGAUAAUGAACGGGAGCGACACUCUAGCCUUAACACUGACAUGGGCAAUUUCCUUACUCUUGAACCAUCCGGCCGCGCUAAAGAAAGCGCAGGAGGAGUUAGAUACACUAGUAGGAAAAAAUCGAAAUGUGGAAGAAUCCGAUAUCCAUAAUCUUGUAUACGUCCCGGCAAUCAUCAAAGAGACGAUGAGGUUGUAUCCAGUCGGACCAUUGUCUCGGACUACAGUCGAGGACUGUGAAGUAGGUGGGUACCAUGUUCCGGCUGGCACGCGUUUAUUAGUCAAUCUUUGGAAGAUGCAAAGAGAUGGUAACGUAUACAAAGAUGAUCCAUUAGAGUUUAGACCUGAGAGGUUCUUGACAAGUAAUGCAGAUGUGGAUCUUAAGGGCCAACAUUAUGAAUUGGUGCCAUUUGGAGCGGGUCGAAGGAUAUGCCCUGGCGUGUCGAUGUCUGUUCAGUUGUUGCAUUUGAUUCUUGCUCGAGUGAUUCAUGAGUUUGAAAUGACGACAGAAGGAAAAGUGGAUAUGAGUGAAAGAAUGGGAUUUUUGUUUUAUAAGAAAAUGCCACUGGAAGUACUGAUCAGACCUCGACUCGGUGGAGUUGCUAUUAACUGAUUAAGAAACACCAUAAUGUAUCCUUCUUGUAUGAUGAUGGAUUCCUAUCUUCUUCCUGUAGGGGAGGUUGAGGAUCCAAACCCUCGUAAUGGCAGCAAAUUUUUUUUAUCUCAA